AUGUUACCGGUUAAUAUUUACGGCCCGGACGGCAAGCGGGAGGUCCUUGCCAUAUUUGGCGAAGGUUCGUCAGUGUCCAUAAUGGAGACCGGCGUAGCAAAUUUGAUCGCUGCUAAAAGCGAUGUACAUCCACUCACGCUGCAGUGGUACGACGAUAAAAUGGUAACCGAAUGUGUGCACGGUAAAAAAUUUAAUUUACCCGAACAAUCACUAAGAAAAGAAAAUUUCGAUAAUCUUAAAGAUAUGCCAAUUUUGAACUAUUAUCGUGCAAAACCAGAUAGUUUUGGUGUCAAUCCGUUGCCGCAGAAGAUAGAGUCAGAUGAAGAGAAUCGCGCACGGUCAAAUUUACAACAAACGACAAGAAAAAUGGGACACCAGUACGAAGUCGGGUUGCUGUGGAAAGAGUAUCCGCCGAAAUUGCCCGAGUCGAUCCAUGGCGGAAAAGCGUUUGUGGACAGUGGAAAAAAUAAUGGGAGGCGACGUCGAGUUUCGUGUGCGUUUCCGGACGCCGUAUCCACGAUUAUCAACACACACUAUGUUGACGAUUUAGUUGCCAGCUUCAACGAGGCCGAAGAAGCCGUAAGAAUCUGCCAAGAGAUAUUUAGAAUCAAUCGGCAUGCGGGAUUCGAGCUGCGAAAUUUUAUCUCCAACUAUCGUGAGGUUGAAGAAAUAAUGAACCAACAACCAACGUCGCCAGAAAGAGAAGCAGACAGCAUGUUUCAUCGCGUGCCCCAAGGUGUCCUAAACAGAACGCGUGCACCAACUAAACGGAAAUUACUGCGCAUCGUAAUGGCGGAGUUUGAUCCGUUUGAGACCUGGGAGAGCGAAAUAGAAUGGGACAACAUUCUCCCGAUGGAGCUAGGCAGGAAGUGGUUACAAUGGUGGCAAGAAAUCAACAGCAUGAAGCAAUUCACGAUUCCACGGUGCUCCUCACAACACGUCGCAAACAUGGGUAAAGUCGAGGUGCAUAUGUUUGUGGAUGCAAGUCAAGUUGCGUUUGCUGCGGUGGGGUACUUGCGAGCUCUCCACGAAGGAAAUGUUGAUGUCAGCUUCGUAAUGGGAAAACCUCGUACCGCUCCGACGAAGCUCAUGUCGAUCCCGCGCCUAGAACUGCAGUCAGCUGUCCUGGGCACCUGUCUAUUCAAAUUAUUCCAAGAAUCCCACGAGCUCACGAUCGAGCGGGCGGUAUUCUGGAGCGACUCGCCAACCGUUCUGCAGUGGAUACAUUCAUCGCAGAGAAAAUACAAGGCGUUUGUUGGUCAUAGUAUAUCCGAAAUACUCACCUCCACUGCCCCAUAUCAAUGGCGAUGGGUGCCAACUGCACAAAAUACUGCAGACGCUGCCACGCGCCCAUCAUGUCCACCGAUAUUCGACAUCAAUAACCGUUGGGUAAAGGGUCCAGACUUCUUAAUGUACCACGAGCAGUAUUGGCCUACCCUAACACUACAACCGGAAGGCGUCGUACCAGAAGAAAUUACGACCGAAGCGAUACUACUGGUGCAGCCAUGUAACUCAGUCAUACAUUUUUCAAUAUUUGGUUCAUUUUCGAAGCUGCGACGUACCGCAGCUUGGGUGCUGCGUGCAGCGAGCUUAUUUCGAAAGCAGCCAAAUAGCGAAGUCAAUCCAUCAACGAGCCUGAGCGUGACAGAAAUCGAUGCUGCCGAAAACAUGAUUUGCAAAUUAGUCCAGCGUGAGUGUUGCGCGAGUGAAAUCUCCAACUUGGCAGCGGAGCGCAAACUUAGCAAACGAAGCUCUUUAUACAAACUGUCACCGUAUGUUGAUGAAAGUGGUGUACUACGACAGAGCGGCCGCAUCGAUGAGGCGGCAUACCUACCAUACCAAGCGCGACGACCGAUUUUGCUACCACCAGAACACGCAGUGUCGGCCUUAGUUGUCAAAGAUGUCCAUGAGAGGAACCACCAUCAGAAUAUCGCAGUAACCAUCAACGCCAUUAGACAAAGGUACUGA
This is a messenger RNA of Rhagoletis zephyria (snowberry fruit fly), 1968 nucleotides long. RefSeq lists its product as uncharacterized. The record is from RefSeq and is a predicted model, not a curated record. Lineage: Eukaryota; Metazoa; Arthropoda; Insecta; Diptera; Tephritidae.